Parnassius apollo (apollo) is the source of this 1434-nucleotide messenger RNA. NCBI's taxonomy places the organism in Eukaryota, Metazoa, Arthropoda, Insecta, Lepidoptera, Papilionidae. The record is from the annotation of a GenBank genome assembly.
AUGCAAAAAAGCGAUCGAUGGUCCGAAGAUAAGGAAGGAGAAGCAGGGAAAAGCCGCCCGACUUCUAGAAGGAACUCCGGUAGCCAUUCGCGCCGCGGCAGUAAAGAGGAGCCCAAAGAGAACAACAAAGGAAUCAGUACAGCACCUCAUUCAAGCAACUCUACUCCGAAAAGGACACAGAAGGUCCAGGACUUCGAUUUCGUUGUCACUGGAAAGCAGAUUUUAAAAAGGGCGGACCGCGCCAGCUCGCUUCCCGGCUCUCAUCGGAGACCCUCCUUAGACUCCCUGUCGAAACACAGGAGGUUGCUCGACUCUCCAAAGAGAUUCGCCUUGUCACAACCUUCAAAGAGCAGGGACACCUCCCUUGAUGAAGACAUGUCACUGGAGCUGUCACAGGUAUCAGACUUUGAAGACAUGAACUCGAAAUACGGAAUAAAGAACAAAUUCUCGGCGCUCGCCACCUCCACACCGAAGAGACAAAACCAGAAACCGAGGAGCGGAUCCCUGCAGAAUCAGGCACCGGUGAGGGAACUGCCAAAACGCGGUCAAAAGAGUUUGGACAGUAAGCACAGUCGACAGAGCACGUUUUCCUAUAGCAGAGACAGUCUGUACAAAACCUCUUCGUCCAGUCCUUACAGGCCAUCGGUAAGCACCGAGCUGGAUUGUUCCUCGGUGUCUCCGGAAUACUCCGCGGCGUCUUCUGGCGAUUCUGUCGGAGCUCCACCCGACACACUGAUAACGCCACGCUCACAAGAACUGAAUGACUCCAGUGUGUCCCAUGGUAGCUGCUGCGUGAGCACGUGGCAGGAGUCCGGAGUGGGGGCAGGGUCGGGCUCCGACGGCGAGUGGGCGCACUUCUGGGCGCGCUACAAUGGACCCCACACGACGCGCGAACUCUACGACCUCUGCCCCACACCCUACCGCAACGACCUGGACCUCGCUGAUUUUGAGUUAUCAACCAACGACUCGAUGAAACGGUCUCCAGACAACUUAGCGAGCUUAAACAACUUAAUAAAGUCCGAAGGAUUACAUCUCACAGCGAAGGAAACACAGAACGUCAUAAAAUGCGCGCAUAUACUGGGCAAUGUUGUAACUAUAGCUAUAGAAAGAAGAACAAAGGAGAAAGAAGAGAAUACAGAAAAAAUACAAGAGAUAAAAAACCAGACAGUAGACAAAGAAAGAGAAACAAAAAGGAAAACAUUGUCAUUAAAUCUAAGAGAGACAAACUUACCAGUGGAAGUGAAGGAAGAAAAGAGAUGGGAGACGGUGACGACACAGACGGAUAUCUCGCUGCCAAAUACAAAAAGUGCGCCUAAAAUUUUUGAGAAAAUUCUACGCCAACUCUCCAGAAGUUCUAUCGAAGAUGGUGUAGAGAAGAAAGCGGCGCCAGAUGCUAAAGAAGAAAACAAAGAAGAACCUAAGCCUGCGUCUUAA